This is a messenger RNA of Plasmodium coatneyi, 2919 nucleotides long. Its product is annotated as RNA helicase. The coding region runs from base 1 to 2919 and encodes 972 amino acids. Gene Ontology annotation, molecular function: RNA binding; RNA helicase activity; ATP binding. The record is from RefSeq and is a predicted model, not a curated record. The transcript has 6 exons. NCBI's taxonomy places the organism in Eukaryota, Apicomplexa, Aconoidasida, Haemosporida, Plasmodiidae. Gene Ontology annotation, cellular component: nucleus.
AUGAGCGCAAAUAAUUUGGCGCAACCGAGUCAGACCGAGCAGCAGGGGGGGUGUACCAGCCGUGCCAGCGAACACAUCGAAGGUGGUAAAAACGCCCAUGGUACUGGUGACGUUACGGGCGAUGAAACAACAAGGGAAACAGAAGAGGGAAAUGAAAAUGCAGCCAUAAAGGGGACCCAAAAAGGAGAAGCAAACGACACCCUAAACGAUGUCAUCAGUAAAUAUUUAAUGAAUGUUGACUCAAUUGAUAGUGCCCAUGGCACUGUGACCAACACGCUGGGGGAGAAUGUAUACCAGCUGUAUAGUCACCUCUACCCCAAUGGUGGUGUGGAAAGCUAUUGGGAACAGGCGGGCAACCCGGACUUUGUAGCCUUCCCAGGCAGAAGCAACUUUGUGGUUAGCCAAACGGAUGAAGCUACUACCACGGUUGGGAGCCACAGUAAUAACACAGCCGCAGGGCAGAUGAGGGAACCAAGAGGUCAGCACAUACCACACCCAAAUGCAGACUCACUCAUAAGUCAGAACAGUCACCUCAGUUAUAUAGAUAUAGUGAAUAGCAUGGGCGGAAAUUACGAACCGUAUGGAGCUGCCGCCCAAAUUUUUAAUUACCAAAGUGAGGAAGAGUUCGCUCAUAACGGGAAUGCAUAUGAGGAGGAUGGCUACAGUGAAACCUACAGCGAAAGGAAGAGCCCACCUCCAGAACCAACGCAGAAGAGAAAAACGUAUGCAGAGAAUAUAGACACGUAUGGACCGACGAGCAAAAUGAGGAAGGGAAUUAACAGCAGGUACCCAGUGGAAGGGACGCAUAAUAGUGAAAAAAAAAGCAACCUCUACAGAAAUAACUCCCAGUGGGAAGUAAGAGAAGGAAGUCCUCUGCACCACAGGGAACGUCCUGGGCUGUAUAAAGGCGCCUUCAAAAAAUGGGAAGGUAACCAAAUUAACAGUAGGGAAGGAAAGGAAGUAGGAUAUGCGCAGGAUGAGAAGCACAAUGUGGUCGAUAAAAAAAGAUUCGUGAGCAAAUGGGAUAACGUCGAUGAGGGGGAUAACAAUCACCACGGUGUUCCCCGGGGAGAGACAUGUUAUGAUGACUCCAGAGGAAAUUACCCAGAAAGGGGUGGAUCCAAUCAGUUUGGUACAGGCAAACCAAGUCAGCCUGUAAGAGGUGGGCCGAGUCAGUUCGACAGGGGGAGGGCAAGCCAGUAUGGCAGAGGCAGGCCAACUCAGUUUGGUAGAGGUAGACCCGGUCAUGUGGAAAGAGGGGGAAGGUCCAAUCAUUAUGAGAAUGGCCGUUCUAGCCAGCAAUAUUAUGACCGGUCCAGUCAGCGUGACCCUGAUAAACCUAAUCGGUAUGGGUAUGACCAGCACAGUAAAUACGACCAUGGCAGACCCAAUAAAUAUGACUUGGAUAAGUCCUCCAAAUAUGAGGCAGAUAGAUCCAGUCAGUAUGGCAGUAAUAGGUCCACUCAGGAUGACCUGGACCGGUUCAGUAAACACAGCAGUGAUCAGCCGAAUCGCUGCGGUUAUGACGGACGCAGUAAAUAUAACCCAAAUAAAAGCAACCAUCACGAUCGUGACGUGGCUAUUCAGUACGACAGUGGUCAUCGAAAUGAAGCCGCAGAAAAACGUGACAACACCUACCGGGGUAGGAAAUACAAGUGCAACAUAUUCGACGAAGAGUGCUACAUCAUCGAGUGCAAAAGUUACGGAAGCGAAGAGAUGAAUGUACCAGGCCCCCUUAGCAGCAUGGAAGACCUAAGCACCAUCUGUGGAAACGACCUGUACCGAAACAUCUGCGAGAAGGGAUACAGCCAAAUGACCAUCGUUCAGAAGUACUCCAUUCCAAUAAUAAAAAACAAAAUGAAUUUAAUUGCGUCCUCACAAACAGGAAGUGGAAAAACUUUUUCCUUUCUCUGUCCAGUAGUUACAAAUUUGAUAGCAGACAACGACACGUUGAGGCCUCAUUUCCCUGGGGCGUAUGCGUGCGUUUCUCCCCUGGGGUUGGUCCUCUGUCCCACGCGAGAAUUAGUCCUUCAAAUUUUGAACGAGGUUAACAGUUUGACGAAAAAUAUGGGGCUGGUUUGUAUGGCCUUCUAUGGAGGAGAGACGAUGAAAGAUCAGAUUGUACAGAUAAACGAACGGCAGGCGGACGUCAUCGUGUCGACCCCGGGGCGAUUACUCGAUCUGAUGAACAGUUGUAAGGUCAGCUUGUCCUUUGUAAAAUAUUUAAUUUUCGACGAGGCUGACGAAAUGAUAUCCCUUGGGUUGAAGGAACAGAUGGACUCCAUUCUAUUCGAAAAAGAUCUUUCUGCCAUUGACGCUAGACAGACAAUACUCUUCACGGCGACCUUCUCCGAGAGCCUGCGGGAGGACAUUGAAAAGUUCAUGGCCACUCCGUAUGUGUUUUUGAAUAUCACGCAGAAGAGGGAGGUGCGAAAUUCUAUUAAGCAGGUCGUGAAGUACGUGCCCGCGAAGUGCAAGCAGGACGAGCUGCUCAAGGACCUGAGGACUCUACAAGGACAAGCCAUCAUCUUUGUGGAGCUGCGAAGCUCAAUUAAUUACAUUUUCUCUGCGUUGAAGUCGAACGGGUAUGACGUGAAUUACCUGCACGGGAAAAUGACUCAGGCUCGGAGACAAGACGUAUUUCAACAGUUCCGCGAUAAGGAAUUUCAAAUUUUAAUAGCUACCUCCAUCGCGGCAAGGGGGUUAGAUUUUCCCGACCUGGAAUUAGUAAUAAAUUAUGACCUACCAGCCGAAUUUGAGCAGUACAUGCACAGGAUUGGUAGGACGGGACGAAUUGGGAAAACUGGAUUAGCCAUUAACUACUUUAACAGUUCGAAUAGAAAAAUUAUUGACAAGCUCAUCGAACAUUUGAGGAAGCACGACCAGACCGUGCCCCAAUGGUUGCUCAAUUUUAACUAG